Molecule: messenger RNA, 1747 nt
Organism: Drosophila serrata
Lineage: Eukaryota; Metazoa; Arthropoda; Insecta; Diptera; Drosophilidae
Product: putative inositol monophosphatase 3
Biological process (GO): phosphatidylinositol phosphate biosynthetic process
Cellular component (GO): endomembrane system
Molecular function (GO): 3'-nucleotidase activity
Source: RefSeq, a predicted model, not a curated record
UCAAGACCAAAUCUUCUGGCAAGGCUGCUCCUAUUCUUUGUUUACCUUAUUUUUUUGUUGGGGCCAAAAAAACGCGCGACGUGGACGUGACGGAGGGGGAGAACAGAACAGAUCAAAAGAGAACGAAGCUCGAGCGCCACUCACCGCUCACCUGCCCCCCCUUCUGCUUAGCACUGCCAGUUGGGCUUCAGGUGUUUUCACAACGUGCCUGCCUCUACACUGCUCUGGCUCUUCUGUUCGCCGCGCUCCCGCUGUUUACACAGCAUCUGGAUCUGGAUCUCUCGGUCUGCGAUCAGAAUCCGAUCCGAUCUUAUCUGGUGACCUGGCAAUACUGACAACGAGGCGCUCUGUCCCUGUCCGAAGCUCGCCGCAAUCUAGUUUCCCAUGAGCGCGGACAAGAUGAACGGACGCUCUAUACGCAUCAACCGGCUGCCGGCCACAAUUGUGGCCAUUCUCCUGACCAUUGUGCUGGUCUACUUCCUCAAUUUCCAUCAGGAGGAGAGGCCAGCCAUCUAUGGCAUGCUACGCAGCGACAAUCCCAAUCGCGUCAAUCUUCGCAAGAUGUUGAUUGCUGCCAUUCAGGCGGCACAGCGCGGCGGUCUGGAGGUGCUGGACGUGGCGCGGUCCCGACAACUCAAGGAGCGUAGCAAGGGCAAGACGGACGAAGGCGUCAACGAUCCAUUCACCGAUGCCGAUGGCCGGUCGCACUGUGUCAUGAAGCUGGGACUGCAGCGCAUCUUUCCGCGGGUUCUCAUCUUCUCCGAGGAGGAUAAGGAGCACUGCCGGCAGGCGCAUGGCUAUGACCUGGAUCCCACGGUGCUGCACGAAACCGCUCAAGUGCCGGAUGUGAGCGUCAAUGCCCAGGAUGUAACCGUCUGGGUGGAUCCACUGGAUGCCACAAAGGAGUUUACAGAGGAACUGUACGAGUACGUGACCACAAUGGUCUGCGUUGCGGUGGCCGGAAGACCCAUCAUCGGUGUAAUCCAUAGUCCUUUCAAUGGACAAACUGCCUGGGCCUGGGUGGGCAACUCCAUGUCCGAGUACCUGGCCAACCUGCAUCCGCAGCAUGCUUCGGACAGUCAGGCGCCCAUCAUCACCGUUUCACGUUCCCAUACCGCCGGGGCCAAGGAUCUGGCGCGGGGCAUUUUCGGCGAGGAUGUUAACCUGCUAACGGCGGCGGGUGCCGGCUACAAGGUGCUCCAGGUGGUGGCCAACAAUGCCACCGCGUACCUGCAUACAUCCAAAAUCAAAAAGUGGGAUAUUUGCGCCGGUGAUGCCAUUCUGCAUGCGCUGGGCGGCACCAUGACCACGCUGACUGACCAAUUGAUUAACUACGGGCCGGAGGAGUCGCCGGUGAACACGGAGGGACUGCUGGCAACGCUGGAGCGGCAUGAUGACUACAUGGAGAAGCUGUCCAAGUACCGGGCGGCGCACAAUGGCAAGCUGGCGUAGGGGUUGGCUGACCUCCAGCUUCCCGGUUACCGGUUCCUCACCCUUCCUCCGCCCCCACGAGGAAAGCCCUUCUCACUGAUCGUUUAGGCAGCAUUCAAAAAUAGCUCUAAGUUCUAAAGAUGCAAACCUGUUUUUAGCAAUCUCAAUCUUUGUUAGUGUGCUUCUCUUUAUAUUUUUUUGUGUAUGUUUAUUUGCAUAAUUACGUUGGUUGUGCGGCGGCGGCGAUCGACGGGGUCAUGAACCCCGAGCGAAAAGCCGCCCAGUUGGCUCAAAAAUAAAUCUAUAUUAAAUUGUA